Messenger RNA from Pristis pectinata (smalltooth sawfish), 2592 nucleotides. RefSeq names its product mesenteric estrogen-dependent adipogenesis protein-like. The record is from RefSeq and is a predicted model, not a curated record. The coding region runs from base 163 to 1062 and encodes 299 amino acids. NCBI's taxonomy places the organism in Eukaryota, Metazoa, Chordata, Chondrichthyes, Rhinopristiformes, Pristidae. The transcript is spliced from 5 exons.
UUGGAGUGUUGACUCAUUUGCGUCCAUCGUCUUUAUUACGAUUGGAGAAUAAUAAAGCUGCUUUGGAUUGCAUUUAGGGAUAAAACAACGCUAUCUGCUUCAUCUGGCGUUUCAUUGACCUGUAGCUCCCAGUCUACACGUGUUUCUGUUCUGCCUGCUGCCAUGUCUGUGGAUUGCCCUGGAUCCUCGGUGACGAGCUCUCCAGUUUCCCCCUCUGCCAUUAACUGUGAGAUCGCCAUUCUGCCCGUCGAACUGCUGCUCAGCUUGCAGAAAUCGCAAUUCCACUUGGUGGGGACAACCAUUGAAGUGCGCAAGGAACCGGGAAUCGGAUACAACGUGAUCGCCGAUGGACAAGUCCGAGUGGACGGGCAGCAGUAUAACCUGGUCAACUGCAUCCACAGUAAAGUUACGCUGACUACUCAUAAGGAACACAAAGAUUUUCAGAAAAUGAUAUUAAGUAAACUGAUGGUCUUUUUCACCACUGUUAAGGCCACCGAAAGUUCUUCAAAAGACCUAGUUUAUGCUGUCAUUGUGAACACUCGCCAUCCCAGAAUGAGACAGGAGAUUGAAAAUAGUAUGAAGGACAUCAAGGCAUCAGAAGUGGGCACAAAAUGUGUCCUCCAGUUCACCUUGCAAAAAGCAGUCCAGUCGUACUUCAGUUUGAAGGAUGUACAUAUAACACACAAUCUCGGUUUGGAAUUCACAUGCGAAUAUAAGUGUAGUUCAUCUGAUGUUUUCCAUGGGUGUACUACAAAGACAAAGGAACUGAAUGGAAAAAUCUUGGAUCUGUCUUGUAAAACUGAAGAUGAGAAAAGCAAAGUGAAGAAGUUGUUGGACAAGAUGAGUGAGCCCAUUGUUGAAAUUAAGAUUGGGUCUGUGCAGAGUCCUGGUAUGGUUUCUUCAUUUCAAGCAGGCACUUUAGAGGAUAAAGUGUUCAGUUCAACUCAACCAUAUGCAAAGCAUUCAUCUGUAAAGGAAACAUCUUCGUCGCAGUUGCCUGCAGUGAAUGAGAAAUCGUACCUCCUUCAGUUUACACAACACUUGCCCAAAUAUAUAGAAUGAAUGCCCAAGAAAAUUGCAAGCCUUUCAACUGAAAGAGAAUGUCCAUGUCCCUGAUUCAUUACCUUGGAUAAGUGGACUGUGUACUUCUUUUCAAUCUGCCUAUUAUUUGGACUAAGCUGGUUUGUUCUUGUGAUGUCUCCUGCAACCGUUUUAUUGGCAAAAGUUUGAGGACUGUAUAAAACUAUUAAUUCUAGAGCAGGCAAUGGUGGCUUAGCUUUCACUAACCAAGAGGUUGUCACAAAUGAAAAUGAGGGGGAAGAGUGCAGAUGCUGGAAAUCUGAAAUAACCAUGUGUGAUUGCCACACACAGUUGGAAGGACAUUUACAUUUGAUCCGUGAUUUCUAUUGAGGUAAACUUUCAGCUGUGCUACAUUGGCAAUAGUACAAACAUAUGAGUUAGAGGCAGGGGUAGACCCCUUGGCUGCUUGGCUCCUUGAUCCUGAUCUACCAUUCAAUAAGGUCAGAGUUGAUCUGAUUUUAACUUCAGCUCUGCAUUCUGGUCUACCUGCAGAAACCUUUCAACCCUAACUUUCAAGGAUCUGUUUACCUCUGUCUUAAAACUGAUCAAAGACUCUGCUUUCACAGCUCUUUCUGGAAGACUCAAAACCUUUCGAGGGAGGAAAAAAAUCACCUCCAUCUGGCUUAGAUGGGUGACCCAUUAUUUUUAAAUAGUGACCCCUAGUUCUAGUUUCUCCCAUUGGAAGAAGCAUCCUCUCCACAUCCACCUUGUUAUAACCCCCUUAGGAUGUUAUGUUUCAAUAAAGUUCCCUGUCGCUACUAAGCUCUGGUAGAUCCAAACCUAGCGUGUCCAUCUAUUUUUUAUAUUUGUCUAGUAAACAUUCUCCAAACUGCUCCCACGGCAUUAAUGUCCUUACUUAAAUGGGAGAUAAUAUUGUGAUCUCAUCAAUGCCCAAAAUAACUGAAGCAUAAUCUCCUUCCUUUAUAUUCCAUUCCUCUAGCAAUAAACAACAACAUUCCCUCAUCUUUCCUAAUUACUUGCUAUAUCUGCAUACCAGCCUUUUGUGAAUCAUGCACCAGGACACCAGAUCCCUUUGCAUCUCAGAGCUCCUGCAAUCUCUCAUCAUUGAAUUAAUAUGCUUCUGUUUUUAUUUUUUGCUGCCAAAAUGGAUAUUUUGUCAUUUUCCUGCAAUAUGCUUCAUUUGCCAAAUCUUUGUCUGCCCACUUAAACUAUCCAUAUCCCUUUAUAGCCUCUUUACCUUCUUUUAACUGUUUACUUUGUGACUCAUCUUUGUUUCAUCAGCAAAUAUAGCAACUGUACCUUCAGGGCAAAAUUAUUUAUGUAAAUUGUAAAAGGUUGGGGUCCCAGUCCCAGUGGCUCACCACUCAUUGCAUCUUGCCACCCAGAAAAGUUAGCCAGCCAAUCUUAUACCCAUGCAAAUAUCUCCCACAGCAUGAUUUUUAGUUUUCUGCAAUAGUUUUUGGUGCAAAAAUUAUGAAAUGAUUUCUGGAUUGUACUGGUACCCUUUAUCCAUGGCACAUGUUAUUUCUUCAGAGAAUUCCAAUAAAUUGA